Messenger RNA from Amoebophrya sp. A120, 5629 nucleotides. Lineage: Eukaryota; Dinophyceae; Syndiniales; Amoebophryaceae. The record is from the annotation of a GenBank genome assembly.
AGGGUUCCAAGUGUGUGAGUUUUUUAGGUUCCCUCAACGACAAGAAAACGGAGCAGUUGCUCCUGCUUCUUAACCGAUCGAACUAUCGUGUGUAUGUUGUGUGAAGGAAGUAUAGCCAAUAAGUAGUUCAGUUCUGAUCGUUUUCAUUUGUUUCCACAAAUUUAUAAUCUUUCUCUCUACCACCAGCAUAUAUUUUCACCAAAAAAAAAAUUGUAAUUCCUACCAACUCAACCUUGAAAAGAAGAGCUCAAUCAUCUACCAAUACCAAUAGCAGAAGGCCUCGGAAUAAUUGUCCUACGGAGGUGGAUCGAGAUUAGUGCGGGAGAGUGUGGCGCCGGACAUCAUUUUCAAGGGUUUAUCUCAUCAUCAUCCCAAGAGCUUACUCACAAGCUUUUCCCCCAGUCUCAGUCUGUGUAACAAAAAGUAAGAACGAGUUCUUUACAAACACAACGUACACAUACUUCCUUACUUUCUAUCAAAUUCAUAGUACUGCCUUUAGACGGUUAGCUACCAUCUUAGCCUCUUCAACAACAGGAGAGAGACACAUACAGCAUCGACGAUUGUUGUUUUCUCCGAGGAUUUGUGUUUGCAGAAGAUCCGAAUCCCUGUGAGAAAGCAUCAAAGCCUCUUUGUUGUACCGAAGAUUUAGUCUCGCGAACAGCUUUCGUGGAAACGAAAAUUUCCUAUAACGGUAUAGGAUUUUUUAUUUUUUCACCCGUUCGCAUGCAGAUGAACUACUCCGUGUGCUAAAGAAUACAACGCACUGAAUCAAUAUUAUCUAAUAGGCUAAUAUACACCGCUGGGCUAUACUGAAUCAAUAUUAUCUAUACAUAUACCGCUGGGCUAGUCCACUUCGAAAACAUGUCCUAUAGUUAGCUUACAAAAGAAUAGCUUAGUAGAUAGAAGCUGGCUAUAGAGGUUUCCUCCUCCUCCUCCUAUUAUCUAAUAGGCUAACGUGAGGGCAAGCUUUGUCACUGUUUUCUAGGCGCUGUUCAUAGCGCUGUCCUUUAUUCAUUAAGGAUUUCACUUCCGAAGAACUUGCAAUCAAAUUGCUCUUCACAUUCGUGAGGCGGGUCCUGAUUUUUUGAAACCAGCGCAACCAACUCGACAACAAACGUAAACUUUCCCAAGGGGGGAGGAACUAACACCUCUCACAGUGGGAGGACGACGAACACUAGAAUCAGCGACGAAGGAAGAACACCUUCCAAGCAGAGACCUCGCACUUCUAUCUACUUCGCGUCAGCCUACUUCGCACCGCCCGCCGGCCGUUCUAGCGCAGUUGCGCGAAGACCAAAUCGGAUAUGGCGGCAGCAGUAGCACAGAACGUAGAAGAACUCGGAUCUGCCCUCGCUCCACUGGCCGCCCCGGCGCUACUCACCGACGAGUCGUCGCUGAUCUGCGCCGACGUGCUGGCCCCGGAGAAGGGAGAUCUCGAGAAUGCAAACAAUGACACCAGCCCCUUGCUGGACAAAAACAAGGAGGCCAUGGCCACCGUUCUCAACAUGAGCAACGACGAGAAGCGCGAGUUGCUGAAAUCGGUCGUGUGUCGCCACUAUCUCAAGGGGAACUGCUUCAAAGGUAUAAUUUUCAGCGGGUGUUUCUUUGAGUACACGACACUUUUGGGAAGGUGCGUCUUUGUUAUUGUUUUCAUCAGAAGUAGUGAGCAUGAGAAAAAUUGGGUGAAAGCGGAUGGUGUAUGCUGCUAUGUCGCUGAGAACAAAGAGCAUCUGAACAAAUCGAAACAGGAUCCCGUUGCCGCUUCAAGCACCCGGUGGACCCGACGGAUGAAGCGUCUGCCUGUGUCAACGAGAAUCCUGACCUGUCCAAGGGGAAGUCCUCGCUCCCCCGUCCCAGCAAAACCAAGAAGAACAGCAAGCAAAGUACGACUACACUUUCCGCCACUCCGGCUGGCGGGAUGGUGAAUAACGGCAAACCUGCGAGUACGACUAAGAAAGCGACUGCUCCGAUGUUGCACAACAAUUCUCAAGCAGCCCAGCAGAUGAGUGACAUGUUCGGACAGUUCUCUGGACCUCUCGGAGGCAACAACCAGAACAACAUGAACAAUGGUGCCACUACGAUCCCCAGCUGGAUGCGCAUGCGCGCAGCGGACAACUACAUGACGUACGAUAACCUGCAUGGACUCGGUCCUGCGACGGCUGGAGCACCAGCACCGCCCCCGCGUGGCAACGGUAAUUCUUGGGCGAACACCUCCAGCUCGACCGCGCCCGCGAACUUUUACGACGGGUUUUCGUCUAGUCAGAACGACCACAACUGGAACAUCACCGGGAGCAUCAGCGCUCCGCCGAUGGGUAGUAGUACAACUGCUGCUGGUUUGCACCGCCACAAUGUCACCAUUUCGCAAGGACCGACUACUACCAAAUCCAAGAAGCACCAACAGAACAUCAACAGUCAUCAGCGCAUCAAUUUGGAUGUUGAGCAGCCCACGACCAACACUUCGAACGCCACGAUCAACACCCGCACCGGCACGGGGUCGAGUUCCGACCAGCCGGGGAGCUCCUCUUCCAACACCGCGGGGCAGAGCAACGGCUACGUGGCGGGUGGUUCGAGCUCCUCGACCUCAGGGAACAAUAACCACCAGUCUACUUCUUCCAAAAUCCGAUCCAAGACGGUGAAAAACGCGGCGCUGCCGCCGCGCAAGCCCCCGGGGUUGGGGUUUUCGCGGGACGUGACACGGGAAAUGGAGAAUGGUAGUACCAACUCGCCGACUAAUGGUUCGUUAGUGAACAAUCUAAGUACGGAGACCACGACCAAUGCGAAUACGUCGACGGGGAACGUGACCACCACGUCCUCGUUCGGCGCAGCGCGGGCCUUUCGGGAGGACUUUUCGCCAAACAGCCGGCUGCGGGACGACACAAUUAUCAAUAACUCUUGGAACAACCGCAACGCGAAUCGCCAGUACUACAGCCCGGUGCGAGCCAAUCACGUCGAGGACCAGCGCGGGAACAACAGCAACGGCCUGUCCCCGACCGGGGCCGCGUCGGGAGGUGUUGAUGCAGCGACUUUCAACAACCGCGAUCAGCACAGUGCUGGGACAAAUGAUACGGGUUCGACGUUUUUCCACACGAGCGCAAGUUUGUUGCAAUCGCAAUUCCACCCGGUGGGUCCCACGUCGUACCUGGAUCUCCAACACGACAGUUACAAUCCGUUGUAUGGCAACACGCACUCGGGGUUCGGCCCCCUGGCUGCGAGUACUUCGAAUCCGAUGUUGAGUAGCAGUGGCGCAGCUGGUGCAGCUCCCGGCUUUAUUCCCGGAGCAGGCAACCACGGGUACGGCAACUACGGUUCAUCUUCCGUCUACGAUCAGUUCGCUCCUUUCGGAGGUCAUCACGGUCAGGGAACUGCUGCAGGAGGGGGUCCAGCACACAACUACAACGACCUGAAUUCCGGCGCUGCGAUAUCAAAUGCAAAAGUGUCUGGGUCUGGAAACUUGGACCUUGUAAUGCUAGUCCUACAUUCCUGUAAGAUCUGUAUUGCAUGACUAACAAAGAAUCGCCCCCUUUGGUCAUAUUAAAGCGCAGUUUGUCAUGCGGAAUGCGCAUCACAAAGUGUUCGGCAAACUUGUCAUGCUUGGCUGCCUUGGGAAGUAUUUCAGUCGUGCACAGUUCAGCAUCACAAGUUUCCAGACCCAGACAUUUUUGCACUUGAUAUGCGACGAUGGGUAGCAACACGAACACGUUGGCGUCGAACCAGUACAGCGGGUACAAUCUGGCUUCGCUGUCCAACGCGUCGUCCACGGGAAAUUUUGCUUACAACCAACUGGAGCACCAGCAAGGCGGAAGAAAUUCUUCUGGCGCGGCCCCGCUGCACCCGCACGAGCCGAACGCAGCUGGGUCCUCGUCGUCUUUGCGCCGGCAACAGUACGCGGACACCCUUUCGAGUCACAUAUGAAUUGCAAAUAUGUCUGGGUCUGGAAGAGUGCAAACUUGUGCUGCGCAUUUCACAACACAUAAAAAUCUCUCAUGCGUAGGCAGCAAAAGCUGCCCACUUUCUGUCAUCAAAAUCGGGCAUUUGUGAUGCAGAUUCGGCAUUGCGGCAGCGUCUCGAAACCUGUGGUGCUAGACCUUCCAUGCCAUACCUUCUGUGUCAUGCAAAAGCAGCACGACUCUUCCAGACCCAGACACUUUUGCAUUUGAUAUCACACCAAUUUGCGCCAUUUACCCUCCAGCCUGCCCGAGGACCCGCAGAGCCAGCAGCUGGUGUUGUCGUUGGUCACGGAGUUGCUGGGCGUGCUCCAGCGCCAGCAGCAUCCGGACGCGAACGGCAACGUGCGGCGGCCGCUCUCCCCGGGAGCAACCCUGAUGUACGCCGACAGCGCGCAGUUGGCGGCGGCGAACGGCGAGCGCGGGGCCAUGGAGACGUACUACACGCGGCGGAGUCAGUCGCGGCAGUACACGGCGGACACCUACGAGGAUGGGUUCAGCACCCCCGAGGAGCUGUUCCACACCAGCAGCCAGUUUAUGCAAUGCAAAUAUAUCUGGGUCUGGAAGAAUGCAAACUUGUGAUGCGCAUUUCACAACACAAAAAAACUUCUCAUGCAUAGGCAGCAAAAGCUGCCCACUAUCUGUCACCAAAAUGGGGCAUUUGUCAUGCCGAUUCGGCAUUGCGGAAGCUUCUCGAAGCCUGUGAUGCUAGCGCUUCCAUGCCAGACCUUCUGUGUCAUGCAAAAACAGCAUGACUCUUCCAGACCCAGACACUUUUGCAUUUGAUACAGUUGCGGUAGAAGCAAAAAUUCUUGCAGUGAAAAAACAUCAUCGAUUCAAACAUCGUGUCUGAUUUUAGAGAUACGAUUUGAAGUGUUAGUAAAAGAGAAGUAGUAGUCACAACUUUUUGUUUUUCAUCAUCACGCUCGAAAGCGGUUUGUGUCGUGCGACAUCCAAUAUAAUCAAUAUCUCGUGCUUUAUUGUUUCCUGAAAGAACUGGAAAUUUGCGAGUAACUACAAACCCACAGUCACGACGCGGUAAACUCCGACAUCAUAUUAUGCCGAGAUAAGAUCGAUAAUAGAUACUACCACACCUAAUAAAACAAAAACAAAAAAAAAUACAGCCAGGAUACUAGGACUGCGCGCUCUGCCGUGUUGUGCGAAAAGAUUAUUAUGUCGUCAAUGAUGUUGCGAUGAACGAUUUAAGCUGAAAAUCAUGACCGUUAUAUCAAAGAUCAGUGCGACCGCAACGGAAAAAGUACGGGGCUUUUUUUCCCAACCGCGGAUGACAUGGGAAGAAGUCAGCCUUGUUUCUCUGUCGUCAUGCAGGGUAAGAAUCGUCUCGAAUAAGUGCGGUCUUGAUCAUGAAAGUCGAAAGUAGUGGAACGUUAGGAACAAAAAAAAACAGAUAUACAAACCUGUCAAAAUUUCUUGAAAAACAGUUUUCUACUUAUAGUGUUUACCCCUUUUUUUGCUUCUUCUAACGGAAAAAUAGGUCUUCUAAUAGUCACAGCAAGCUUACAACGAAACCGGCUUUACAACUCUUUGUAGAUGCAUAAACGACCAAUAGUUAAUCGACACGCUACUUUCUUCGCUACAUGUAUACGGUAGAGUUCUGCACCCUGUCGUGAAGAUGCACUGCGCCACGAGUGCACUGCGCCUUCUCGUCGGUGCAACGGUGCAAAAAA